Toxorhynchites rutilus septentrionalis is the source of this 2353-nucleotide messenger RNA. RefSeq names its product dipeptidyl peptidase 3 (gene DppIII). Gene Ontology annotation, biological process: proteolysis. Gene Ontology annotation, cellular component: cytoplasm. The coding region runs from base 136 to 2301 and encodes 721 amino acids. NCBI's taxonomy places the organism in Eukaryota, Metazoa, Arthropoda, Insecta, Diptera, Culicidae. Gene Ontology annotation, molecular function: metalloexopeptidase activity; dipeptidyl-peptidase activity. The transcript has 5 exons. The record is from RefSeq and is a predicted model, not a curated record.
GCCGUCAAUGCCAUCAACGCGAAUAUCUACAAACGCCAAACACCAACUGCCGGUCUUUUCUGUCAACUCAUCAUUCGGUUCCAUUUGUUCGUUAUUGAGGCCAGUCAGUCGGCUUGUAUAAAUGUUAAGCAGAAAAUGACGGACAAAAGCCAGCAUAUUUUGCCCAACACGCAACCAAUCGUUGAGUUGGAAUGUGCCACCGCAUUCAAGGCGCUCACCGAGAAGGAAAAGCUGUAUGCGCAUUAUUUUAGCCAGGCUUCCUGGACGGGGGGACUUAUUGCGUUGGUCCAAUCCAGUCCCGAAUCGCCGCUGAUUUUCUCCUUGCUACAUCGAAUCUUUCUGGCCGAACCGGUGGAGGACCUCAAAAAGGGUGCAUUGGAGGCGGGCGUCAGCGAAGAUGAUUUCACCGCCUUUCUGGUGUACGCUUGCGGUUUUCUGGCCAAUGCCGGAAACUACAAGGGCAUGGGCGAUAGCAAAAUUGUGCCUAAUUUAGAGUGCGAUAAGUUUGAACUGAUCGUGAAAUGCUCGAAAGCAUUCAAAGUGGACGGAGCGAUCGUUGGGGGCUUGUGGGAGAAAACAAAGGUUCCGAUUUUUCUGCUGACUGAACGCACCAAAACACUUGGCCUUUGUGAUGCGGGGGUAACCACAUAUUUCUCGUCCAAUGUGACACGCGAAGAUACCGAACUGAUAAGCGAGUGGAUGAAGGAGAACAAAUUCGAAGCGUACAUCUGUCGCACAUUCAAGACACUGGAGGAUGGUAAAAUUGUCUACAACAUCAAGCUAGCGUCAUCCGAGGAAGGGGACAAAGACAAUUUGACUAAAACUCCGGUGGAGUAUAAGAAUUGCAUUUUUAAGAUCACUCGAGGGGAUUACAAGGAACUGAUGCAGAAGGUGGCCGAACACCUGGGAGAGGCUAACAAGCACUCGGCGAAUGACAACCAGAGGCAGAUGAUUGAUAGCUAUAUUCUCAGCUUCACGCAGGGUAGCCUGGACGAGCACAAGACGGGUUCGCGCUAUUGGAUCAAAGAUAAGGGACCAGUCAUUGAGACAUACAUCGGAUUUAUCGAAACCUACCGCGAUCCCGUUGGACAGCGAGGCGAAUUCGAGGGGUUUGUCGCGAUGGUAAAUAAGGAAAUGUCGGCCAAAUUUGGAACACUGGUGAAGAACGCUGAAGACCUGAUUAAACUGCUGCCAUGGGGUGAGGAUUAUGAGAAGGAUAACUACCUGAAGCCGGAUUUCACCUCCCUUGAUAUUCUAACAUUCGCUGGUUCGGGUGUCCCGUGCGGUAUAAACAUUCCAAACUAUGAUGAAAUUCGCCAGGACGAAGGUUUCAAAAACGUCUCGCUAGGCAAUGUACUCGCCAACACCAAUAAAACAGAUACGAUCCCAUUCCUCUCGGAGGAAGAUCAAGCUCUGCUGAAAAAAUAUAAGGCAUCCGCCUUCGAAGUGCAAGUUGGCCUUCACGAGCUGUUAGGACACGGAAGUGGAAAGCUGCUGCGAGUCAACGAGAAGGGUGAGUUCAAUUUUGACAAGGAGAAAGUAAAGAGCCCGCUGGACGGGGAACCGAUCGCCAGCUGGUAUGAACCCGGGGAGACUUACGACUCGAAGUUCAAAUCGUUGGGAUCGAGCUACGAAGAGUGCCGGGCGGAGGCCGUUGGUCUGUAUUUGAGCUUGAACCGAGACAUCUUGAAGAUUUUCGGCCACACGAACGAGAAGGAAAUAGACGACAUCAUUUAUGUGAACUGGUUGCUGCUUGUUUGGGGUGGAGUUGGGGUCGCCAUGGAACUGUACAAUCCAUCCCAGAAAUCUUGGCUGCAGGCUCACUAUCAGGCGCGUUUCGUUAUAAUGAAGGUUCUGCUGGAAGCGGGCGAAGGUUUGGUUAGUGUGGAAGAAACGGAGCCCUCGAAAAAUCUGCUACUCAAGUUCGACCGCAACAAGAUUGAAACAGUUGGGAAGGAAGCCAUCAAGCAGUUCCUCCUCAAGUUGCAAUUCUAUAAGUCCACGGGAGAUAUCGUUGGUGCCACCAAAAUGUACAACCACUACUCGGAGGUCAACGAGGAGGGUCCAUAUCCGUGGGCCAAGUGGCGUGACAUUGUUCUGCUCCACAAGAAGCCACGGUUGAUUUUCGUCCAGUCGAACACAGAGCUGGAUGGAACGGGAGCCGUGCAGCUCAAGACGUACGAGUCGAAUUUCCAGGGCUACAUCAAAUCCUGGACGGACCGUUUCCCGAGCACCGAUAUUGAUGAAGUGCUGGAGCGAAUCCACGAGCAGGACAAAGAGUACUUCAAAGAUUUGUACUAAAAUAUCCGUUGACCGAUUUAAAAAAUAAAUAUCAAUUUGUAUUUAGUAUCAA